Molecule: messenger RNA, 3658 nt
Organism: Boleophthalmus pectinirostris (great blue-spotted mudskipper)
Lineage: Eukaryota; Metazoa; Chordata; Actinopteri; Gobiiformes; Gobiidae
Gene: aebp1b
Product: AE binding protein 1b
Exons: 23
Coding region: 104-3658 (1184 amino acids)
Biological process (GO): negative regulation of transcription by RNA polymerase II; proteolysis
Molecular function (GO): metallocarboxypeptidase activity; DNA-binding transcription repressor activity, RNA polymerase II-specific; RNA polymerase II transcription regulatory region sequence-specific DNA binding
Source: RefSeq, a predicted model, not a curated record
GUCAAGACCACAUGGGAAGCUGAGGACAGUUUAAGACAAUACUGGAUAAGGACAUAUUAGAAAAAACUUCACUUUUCACUUAAGGAUUGUGCAAUUUGCGAGGAUGAAAUACCAGACUUUGCUUGCAUUUGUGGUGGUCUUAUUUUGUUUACUGCUGGUGCCUCAAGGUGGAGAGACUGCAGGGGGGAUUGUGUCUCUCCAUCACCCCCCAGAGGAAAGCAGGACGGGGGUACAGCUGUUAGACAAGUCCCCAGAUGAACCUCAGACUGACCAACUAAUGGACAUUGGUCUAGCAGACACACUUAAGACAGUCAGAGUAAGAAGAGCACCAGAAGAAGGCAAAAAGAAGAAAAAGGACAAGAAAAACAAAAACAAAGACCCCAACGCUACAAAAAAACCCAAAACAGAAAAGAAGGGCAAGAAGAAGGAAAAGACAACUACCACUCUUCCCCCGACGACAACAGCUAUUCCAACUGAGCCUCCCACACAGCCAGAACCCUACACUGACUACCCCUAUCCCGAUCCUGACAACGACUAUUGGAAACCAGAUGAUGACUACUGGGGGGCUGACACAACCCCGUCCCAACCACAGACCGAGGUCCCCAUUACAGAAGCCCCCAUUACAGAAGCCCCCAUCACAGAAGCCCCCAUCACAGAAGCCCCCAUCACAGAUGACUUCUGGAAGCCUGAUGACUACUGGAAACCUGACGAGCCUGAACCAGAGCAAACUGUGACUGAUGGAUAUGAUGACUACUGGAAACCUGACGAAACUGACCCCUAUGGCCCAGUGACGGACAGCUACGAUGAUUGGAAAGAGCCGGACCCGACCCUUCCCCCAGAUGUGGAUGGGAACACCGGCACAGAUGAUUACUGGGAUGCAAUUGAGAUCCCUGAUAAUUUCCCUGACCCAGAUGGCAAAGAAGUCAGCCCAGAAAUAAAAGUUGAAACUCUCACAGAAGAGCCCACUACCAUAGCUCCACAUGAGGGGACCUGGUAUGACGACUAUGAAGACUAUGGGAAAAAGGAGACAGACAGUGAGACAGACUCAAAAUGGAUGGAAAAAGAACGAGAGCGAGCGGAGAAGGAAAGAGAGAGAGAGGAGAAGGAACGAUCUAAGAAACUAAAGGAGGCAGAGGAACGUGCCAGGAACAGACCACGGAUCUACAAAGAGCCAAAAAUAUGUCCUCCAUUGGGCAUGGAGUCCCACAGGAUUGAACCAGAUCAGCUCUCUGCCUCCUCUGUGUCCCAGUACAGGUUCUCGCCCCAGAGGGCACGUCUCAACAUGCAGGCCUCCGAUGACGAGGACAGUAUGAGAGGUGGAGCAUGGUGUGCGAACUCCGAUGAUCGAACGCACUGGUUUGAGAUUGAUGCUCGAAGAGAAACAGAGUUCACUGGGGUCAUAACACAGGGAAGAGCCUCUAAUAAUGAGAGUGAUUUUGUGAUAUCAUACUUCAUCGCCUUCAGCAAUGACAGCAGAGAAUGGACCACUAUUCACGACGGAUAUGAUGACUGGUUAUUUUUUGCAAACAAUGAUAAGGACACUCCAGUAAUGAACCGAUUGGCUGAACCAGUUUUGGCUCGUUACAUCCGCAUCAUCCCUCAGAGCUGGAAUGGGUCACUGUGUAUGCGCCUGGAGGUCCUGGGUUGUCCCGUUCUGGAUCCAGCUGAAGUUCAGUACAGACAGAAUGAAGUUACUCCGGUGGAUUACCUUAAAUUCAAACACCACAGCUACUCAGACAUGGUUGUUCUGAUGAAAUCCGUUCAUGACGAGUGUCCAAACAUAACCAGCAUCUACAGUCUUGGUCGCAGCUCUAAUGGACUGGACAUGAUUGCCAUGAUCAUCUCUGGAAAUCCCACAGAACAUGAAGUAGGUGAGCCCGAGGUCCGGUUCACGGCAGGCCUCCAUGGAAAUGAGGCAGUGGGCAGAGAGCUGCUUCUGUUGUUGAUGCAGUUCCUGUGUAAAGAGUACAAGGACCGAAACCCAAGAGUACAGCGCCUAGUCGAGGGGAUUAGACUUCACCUGGUGCCCUCCCUCAACCCAGAUGGACAGGAGAAAGCUUUGAAACGGUCUGGAUCAGAACUGAGUGGCUGGACCACAGGUCACUUCACAGAGGAUGGUUUUGACAUUUUUGAGAACUUUCCAGAUUUGAACACAAUCUUAUGGGAUGCUGAAGACAAAGGCCUUGUGCCAAAACUGGUGCCAAACCAUCACAUACCAAUCCCAGAAAACGUGGAGGCCAACAGCUCAAUUGCAGUGGAGACCAGGGCCAUAAUCUCAUGGAUGAGAAGCUAUCCAUUUGUGCUGGGAGCAAACUUCCAGGGCGGGGAGUCAAUUGUGGCCUAUCCUUAUGACAACUUGCGCAUGAACAAACCUGCAGAGAACCAGAGAGCCCACAGCCGCAAGAAGAGACAGUAUGAGGAAGAAGACCAGUUUGAUGUGACAGAAUGGGGCAGAGGGUACCAGGAAGAGCCAGAGGAGGAGUGGAGGGGCAGAGGAUACGCAGAGCCAGAGGAGGAGUGGCGCGGGCACAGAUAUGACCACGGUUAUGAUCGUGGAUACGAACAUGAGCAUCGUGGAUAUGAGCAUGAGCGUGGGUAUGAGCAUGAGCGUGGAUACGAACAUGGAUACGAACCAAGCCAGGGGUACGGACACAGGGAAGAGGAGGAUGAGGAGAGGCGAAGAGGAGAUGGAGGAGGAGGGUAUGCAGAACCAGAAGAUGAGCCCAGAGCAACAGCAGAUGAGUCUCUGUUCAGAUGGCUAGCAGUUUCCUAUGCCUCCACUCACCUUACCAUGACACACAACUACCACGGGUCCUGCCACGGAGAUACAGCAGCUGGGGCGUAUGGCAUUGUCAACAGAGCCAAGUGGAAGCCUAUCACAGGAAGCAUGAAUGACUUCAGUUACCUACACACCAACUGUUUUGAGCUGUCCAUUUUCCUGGGCUGUGACAAGUUUCCACAUGAGAGUGAACUGAUGCGAGAGUGGGAGAAAAACAGAGAAGCAAUGCUCAUUUUUUUGGAGCAGGUACAUCGUGGAAUAAGGGGCAUUGUGAAGGAUGAGCAGGGCAACCCAAUAGGAAAUGCCUCAAUUUCAGUAGAAGGAGUAAACCAUGAUGUCACCACAGCUCCAUCAGGGGACUACUGGCGGCUGUUGAACCCAGGGGAAUAUCGCGUGACUGCCCGAGCAGAGGGCUUUUCUCCAAAGACUCAGCUGUGUGUGGUUGGAUACCAGCCUGGAGCAACAGCCUGUAGCUUCAACCUUGCCAAGUCCCACUGGGACCGCAUUAAACAGAUCAUGGCUCUUCAUGGAAAUAAACCAAUCCGCCUGGUCGGCAACACCAGAACCAGUGUGGUCCAUGGGAAUAGGGUCAAUGGGAACAGGCGUGUGGUUGUGAAUAGUGGUUCACGGCUGAACCCAGAACAGCAGAGGAGGAUCAGGAUAGCCCGUAUUCGUCGCCUUCGCAGACAGAGGUUACUGAGACUGAGAGCGACUACAACUACAUUACCUCCAACUACUACAACUACAGUUCCCACAACUCCUGAGACCACUACUUCCUGGUACGACUCAUGGAUGAUAGAGGGACAGUCUUCCACGCCUGGAGGGUUCACAGACUCCAUUCUGGAUUUUAACUAUGAGUACAAAAUUGAUGACUAUUAA